This is a messenger RNA of Felis catus (domestic cat), 5546 nucleotides long. It is a transcript of the gene EVX2, whose product is annotated as even-skipped homeobox 2. Gene Ontology annotation, cellular component: nucleus. Bases 1466 to 2914 code for a protein of 482 amino acids. Gene Ontology annotation, molecular function: RNA polymerase II cis-regulatory region sequence-specific DNA binding; DNA-binding transcription factor activity, RNA polymerase II-specific. The record is from RefSeq and is a predicted model, not a curated record. The transcript has 4 exons. Lineage: Eukaryota; Metazoa; Chordata; Mammalia; Carnivora; Felidae. Gene Ontology annotation, biological process: regulation of transcription by RNA polymerase II.
GGACUAGGGAGAGGGUACCCUUCCCUGAGACAGCGACUUCUUUUUGCCAGGAGCACCCUACCAGAGGUGGCAGAACUGGGGGCCUGGACUGUGGAGCAAGGAGGGAGAGGUGGGGGUGUCCACAAGACUAAUCUUUGACCGCGUUAAUGGCCAGAAAGCCGGCUCGAGGAGGGGUCAUAGUGCUCGGAGUCGUGUGGCCUCGAGGAUAGGGUGGGAGGCGGACGCUGAGUCAAGUCAUGUUCUGGGUUCCCGACGCCCCCUCUGCGGCCCCCCCCCAACUCUGUAGCCACCGCGUGCCUAUCCAGCUUUCCAUUUCUCACCUUGGGGGAGAAUUCCGUUUAUUACCUACAGAGGUGGAAUUGAUUUUCUAAGCAAAGCUCGCGUUGUUGAAGUAAGUUGGCGCCGAGGGGAACAGGAGAGAAACUUUUGGCAUUGACUAUGUGUAUAAAUGUAUAUAAAUAUAUUUAACACCUCGUCUCCCCUUACAUUCCUGACGCGCCCCCAACGGGUUCAAGGUUAAAAGGAAAGCGCCAACGGAGAGAUGGGCAAAUAGAUUCUGGGUUUGCCCCUAACACACCCCAAUGUGCUGGGUGUGGCGGCACGGAGGAAGAAGGGGGGCUGGGUUGGGGUCUGAAUUGGCGCCGAGGCGAGGAUGCAAGACCCGCGCCGGGCGCCCAGAUUGCCAGGGUCUCUCGGCCGCUUCGGAAGCUUGCAGGCGACCUCUGUGUCCUGUCCCUAUCUUCUCGUUCCCGCCUGUGGCCGCGGAUUCUCCUCUUUUGCUGCUGGCUGGCAGACCCGCACGCAUUGGGGGUCCGGACAGGGUGGGGCGCAAGCGCAGGAGGAGAUGUGCAACGGCCUUGAGUGAAGAUUGAUCUUCGUUAAAAUGGUUGCCACCGGCGUCAUUAUGACCAUCAAAGUUAUCGCCAAGAGGCUCAGCCGCCAAGCUCAGGCCGCAAGAAGCAGCAGCAAGGCUGGUCCGCGACUCUCCGCGCCCGGGCUCAGCACCGGGAGUACUCAGGGCCACAGGCCAAACCCCCGGGCGAACAGAACCGGCUCUGAGCGGGCAAAGGACCGGAGCCUUCCUCCUCACUUCUUGUCUCUUCUCGCCUCCUACCUGGAUCUAUUUGUCUGCUCCGAAGCUGCCUUCAUUACCCACUGACAGGAGCGUGUAUUUAUUUGCUUAUAAACCUGUUACAAUAAAUGAUUAUUCGAACGGCGUCAUUCGUACCUUAAUGACGAGCGAGCGCUACUUUUUGAUGAAUGACAUCUCGGGCUCGGAAGGAUGUAUGGGUCAUUUUGACCAGUCAUUCCCUCGCUCUGGCAUCCCACAAUUUUUCCGCCUCCCUCCAAAAGAGAUAAUAAUAUUUAGAGGCGCUCGCUGGGGCUGAAUGAGAAUUAGCCCUAGGCGCAGCCCAUCAUUAGGACGGGACAGCCGGGCCACUGUGACAUUUUUUAGAAAGCUGAGAUGAUGGAAAGAAUAAGAAAAGAGAUGAUUCUGAUGGAGAGGGGGCUGCACAGCCCCACGACCGGCAAGCGGUUCUCCAACUUAUCCGAUUCGGCUGGCAAUGCUGUGCUCGAGGCCCUGGAAAAUUCGCAGCACCCGGCUCGCCUCAGCCCGCGCCUGCCGUCCGCCCCCCUGCACGGCGCUCUGGGAGACCUCCCUGCCAAGGGCAAAUUCGAAAUAGACACUUUGUUCAACCUGCAGCACCCGGGCAGCGAAAGCACCGUCUCCUCCGAAAUCUCGUCCGCCGCCGAAGGCCGUAAAAAGCCGGGUCAUUAUUCAGAGGCGGCCGCCGAGGCGGACAUGAGCAGCGACGUGGAGGUGGGCUGCUCGGCGCUGCGCUCCCCUGGCGGCCUUGCUGCCGCGCCGCUCAAGGAAAACAAUGGCAAAGGGUACUCGGAGAGCGGCUCCGCCGCGGGCACCACGACGUCUGCGUCGGGCUCCGGCCUUGGCAGCCUGCAUGGAGGCGGCGGCAGCGGCAGCGGCGGCGGCGGCGGCGGCGGCGGCGGCGGGGGCGCGUCGCUGGGCGGCUCCGGCUCUGGCGCGGAUCAGGUGCGGCGCUACCGCACGGCGUUCACCCGCGAACAGAUCGCGCGCCUGGAGAAAGAGUUCUACAGGGAGAACUAUGUGUCGCGGCCCCGCCGGUGUGAGCUGGCCGCUGCGCUCAACCUGCCCGAAACCACCAUCAAGGUGUGGUUCCAGAACCGGCGCAUGAAGGACAAGCGGCAGCGCCUGGCUAUGUCGUGGCCGCACCCGGCCGACCCCAGCUUCUACACCUACAUGAUGACGCACGCGGCCGCCACCGGAAGCCUGCCCUACCCCUUCCACUCGCACGUGCCGCUGCACUAUUACCCGCACGUGGGUGUCACGGCUGCGGCCGCGGCGGCUGCGGCCUCCGGCGCAGCGGCCGCGGCCUCGUCGCCCUUCGCCACUUCCAUCCGCCCGCUGGACACCUUCCGUGCCCUCUCACACCCCUACUCCCGGCCGGAGCUGCUGUGCAGCUUCCGCCACCCGGGCCUCUACCAGACGCCCGCGGCCGCCGCGGGGCUCAACAGCGCGGCCUCGGCCGCCGCGGCUGCAGCAGCUGCGGCGGCUGCGGCCUCCUCGGCCGCGGCGGCCGGGGCGCCCCCCAGCGGCGGCUCCGCGCCCUGCUCGUGCCUCAGUUGCCACAGCAGUCAAUCCGCCGCGGCGGCCGCAGCAGCGGCCGCGGCGGCCCUGGGCUCCCGGGGUGGCGGCGGCGGCGGCGGGGGUGGCGGCGGCGGCGGCGCGGGGGCCGCCGGCGGCUCGGACUUCGGUUGCAGCGCCGCGGCUCCUCGCUCCGAGAGCGGCUUCCUGCCCUACUCAGCCGCCGUGCUUAGCAAGACCGCCGUGAGCCCGCCGGACCAGAGGGACGAGGCACCGCUCACCAGAUAACUACGUCGCCGCCGCCAGGGGGCCGUGCCCGGGGGUCCCCUGAGCGCCCCCGCGCCCUCCGCGCGCCUACGUGCCCUCUGCGCGCUGCCCGCUGCCAAAGCUGCCGCCAGGGGGCGCCCUGGCGCGGGAGGCCGAAGGGAACUUGCCCCGACCGAAUUGGGGGAAAGAGCCGCGCAAAAAACCCGGCGGUGUGCCCUCAAAUGAUUUCUAUUUUUGUAUUGGCUACCCAGCAGCAUCUUUUCCUCUAAGUGUUUCCCACCGCCCAUGCCCCGUUUCCCGCCUCUGUCCGGAGCUCUUGGUCUUCCCGAAGACAAUCCCCUCGCCCUCAAACUGGUCCUCAGAGGUUUGGGGUCCUGGCUGUAAGCCCUCCUGAACCACGUGGCCAGAAGCAACGGAGAGCCACAACAAAGAGAGGGGGGAAUGCUGUGCGCUAGUGCUUUGUGCGGAAGGGCAAGUCGCCCCCGAGGUUCCUGCGGCUGCUCUUUUUCUUCCACCCUUUCUUUUCUUUACACGAGGGUGAGGGGAGGUGGCAAUUUUUCUCUCAGCCUGAGCUUGUUAGGGGCCCUGUCCGCGGGGAGCGGAGGAAGGGAGGUCUGAGAAGGCCAGGAGGGCGGACGGAGAGCGCGGGCGGCUGCGGGUGUGCGUGAGAUGGUUUACCGCGUGCGGGAGCAAGGCCGGCGGGGGCCCUGGCGGUCUUUCCUGCCCGGGGAAGGGCAAAGCCGAGGCAGGAAGGAGUGGUGGUCUCGCCUCCCCUCUCGGCCCUCCGCUGUUCUCUCUUUUGAUCUUUUGGUGUGGGAUGCAGGCGUCUUGCAUAUUUUCAGCAAAAAGCAAUGGCUAAUAAGGGUGCCACAGCCUGGCCAGAAAAGGAAAGAGAAACGAAAGAAUGGGGAGGGGUAAGAUUGACAGAUCGUUGUAAUGUUUGAAGAAGCGUUUCCAGCUCAGUUUUCCAACUACCGGGUUCCACUCGAUCUGGGAAAUACUUGAAUCUCUAGAUAUAUAUUAUCCUGAAGCAUUUCCUUAGACACUUUUCUAAGUUCGAACUCGAUUCCCCUCAUUCCUUCCCCUCCUCGUUUUCCUUUUGCUCGGGCAAAAUGGUUCUUGGCAUCUUUCUCACGCAUGUCUAUUGCGCUUUCGCCUCUGCAAAGCCAUGGAUGGGUUGCUGAGACCCAUUCUGCCAACCCCGGCUACUGGAGGGGUUUCCUUGAACUUGAAGAAAGGCACAUCAAAACCCACCAGUGUUAACUGCCACGUCAAUUUUGAUGCUAAUAAUGUGCAGAUUAUGACGAAAAUUGCCAAUCAUGCUCUCUGAUGGACCUCCUUUGAAUGUGGAAUUGGAGAAAAGUUCCCCGCACGGAGACCUGCUGUCAAGUACUAACAACCCGCUAAGGGAAGUCAUUAGGAGAGACGGAUAAGAGACUCGGUACAUAAAACAUUGUUCUUGGUGCAUAGAAUGUAUGUUACUUAAUGUUAUCUCUGUUACCUGAAGUGAUUUCGCAGAAGAAAGCCACGUUCUUAUCAUCUCAAUUGCCAAUUUUCAUUUUGGUAACUCGGACGCCCUGGGUAGACUUUUCUCUGUUAAGUUGAUAUUCCACCAAUGUGAACAGCCUCAUUAAAUCAAGCCCAGAUAUUUCCAUAAUGCUCCCCGCAGAGCCACUUCGCUCCUCACAUAAUGAGAUUUUCUGAAGAGUUGAAGCCCUAAAAUAACUUGCUAGUGCAUGUUUAGACCCAAUGAAGUGGGUAUGUGUGUGUAUUAAAAUGUAGGUGUGCUACCUACAUAUCCUUGUGUAUAUAUGUAUGUAUAUAUGUAUAUGUAUGUAUAUACAUAUAUAUCCAUUCUCUUAAGCACAUACAUAUGUAAGAGAUGCGCACACAUUCAUAUAUACCCAUUGGCACUAUUUUCUGUGAUUUAUUUCAAAUUCGUGUUCUGACAUUUUUGUUAUUUUAAAGACACUGGAUUUUAAAAAUUCAUUUCCUAAAAAUAGGCUUUCAGGAAACUUUUGAGAAAAUUCAUUUUCCAGGAGAAUUUAUUGUUUUCAUCAAAUGGAAAAUAUUUCAAGGGGAAACAGUGUUUCAAAACUCCUGGGGUCUAUUAAAAUAUUCCCAUAAAAUAUUAGAGAACUUCCUAAUGAAAUAGAAAUGAUCUACAGCUCAACUUUUUGUUUUCUUUUUUCUUUAAAGAGAUGAGACUACUUAUGUUAAAUAUUGAUUAUGCCAGCUGUUACUGAGUUUACAUUAAAAUAUUAAUAUAUAAUUUAAGGCUAAAUAAAAUAAACCAAAAUAUGGUACCCUUUUAUCAGCUUUACCUUUAUAGAUUGUUAAAGUCCUUUCUUACGAUCAGCUAUCAGAUGUAUAUAAGGUACUCUAGGCAAUAAUGUUUACAUUUCCCCCAAAAUAUAUAUGAUUGAUGAGAAUGCUGGUUGGUAAAAUGAACACAAAUUCAUCUUAUGUUAGGUCCGUUGGAUCUGGUUAUUAUAUUAAAAUAAAACUGUAAAUAAAGUCUCCGUGCUUUAAAUAUUGCUGGCUGUAUGAACUCACUGUAAGAUAUUUUACAAAUGUGCAAUAAUUAUAAAGCUUUGUAUAUUACAUUAUUUAUUGUGUUUGGUCAUGUAAAAUAAAUGUUAUUUAAAUCAAA